CCCAAAUCCCUCAUCCCAGCCAUCUCCACCUCCCUCAACGUCGGCAUGGCCCUCGGCGCCUGGAUCACCGUCCUCCCCUUCGCCAACCCGGCCUACCCGGGCCCCGCCGUCGCCAUCUGGUUCAACGACUUUUUCAAGCCCGGCUUCAUCGGCAUCACCUCCCUCAGCGCCGUCACCAUCGCCUCCGGCAUCCGCGCCGCCUGGUCCGGGUCCGGGUCCGGGUCCCGCUCCUCCUCCUCCGCCGCCGAGGCCACCAACAACAACGACAGCAGCAACAACAACAAGGCGAAGAAGGCGUCGCGGUGGGCGAUUGCUGGCUUGGUGUUUACGCUCAUUCACUUUGGCUUUGGCAAUUCGGUGCUCGCCAUCAUGGACAAGAUCCUGUCUGCACCGGAGCUGGCGCAGGGCCAGAUGGCGGGCUGGAUCCGGCUGCACACCGUCAGGACCCUGACAACCGACGUGCCGGCAUGGCUAUGCUUUGUGGGCGCACUCCUAUCCGAGCUGUAA
Trichoderma citrinoviride is the source of this 507-nucleotide messenger RNA. RefSeq lists its product as hypothetical. The record is from RefSeq and is a predicted model, not a curated record. The transcript has 2 exons. The annotation marks the transcript as partial. NCBI's taxonomy places the organism in Eukaryota, Fungi, Ascomycota, Sordariomycetes, Hypocreales, Hypocreaceae.